Phialemonium atrogriseum is the source of this 1709-nucleotide messenger RNA. RefSeq lists its product as uncharacterized. Lineage: Eukaryota; Fungi; Ascomycota; Sordariomycetes; Cephalothecales; Cephalothecaceae. The record is from RefSeq and is a predicted model, not a curated record. The coding region runs from base 439 to 1521 and encodes 360 amino acids. The transcript is spliced from 2 exons.
AGUGCCAGUGCACCGCUUGUCGGCGGGCCAAUGCUACCCACUUGGACUGGUUUCCACAGGAAUGUCGAGUGGAUUUUGCUCUCUCAGGCUGCGAGCCAGACUCUUGGACCUCACGACUCCUCUUCAGUCCAAAGUGCCAGAUUCCUCUCCCUUCCUUCCUACCUGUACCGAGUCUGCCCAAUUUCUAUCUCCUCUCCCUUUUCACUUUCCUCGUUUUCCCCCGUUGAUAUACUUGGCCUCAAUUCAGUUCCAAAGUCAGCAAAGACCGCCAAUCUGGGCCCCUCGCCGUCGCUUGCAACUCCCUGUUGGCGCCCGCCACUCCCGAGUCUAGCAAAUCUCUUAGCCAAGCCCACGGUGAAACCCACCUCACAACCUCACCACAACCAGACGAGACCAGAAUAAAUCUGCCGCCUUACUCGGAUAACAGAGCAAGCGAACAUGUCGUCGCCGUGGAAGACGCAGCCAGAGGCUGUAGCAGACAAGGUCCUCAAAAGGGCUGAAAUCAGCAAGAUGGCGCGAAGACUACAGAACCGUCUCGCACUUGCACAGUUCAAGACGAAGCACGGCUGGGAGGACCUCACACUCGACACCCUCGAGCCAAAAUUCGAGGAGGAGAUUAGGAGGAAGAGGCUUUCCGAAGGGGACGUUCUGUCCGACUCGUCUUCCAGUGCCUCGGACCUCCCUUACCCCACGAGAAUGUUGAUGAGCUCCCCUCUCAAGGCUCCCCUGUUUUCAGACGCAAUUGGGUCUAGCAAUGGCAGCACAGGCCACCGCAAGCGCACAUACAUGGCUUCCUUCGACCAUGCGCUGUCAAGCCCGAGCAAGAGAUUCCGCCCGUCGCCCACCGCACACAGAUCCUUCACGAUCAGCCAUGCGACAUGGAAGGACCAUCACCAGCUCGCCCAGUCGUCGCCCAUAAAACCAAGACGGCAACAGCACUUUACAACCUCUACCGGCCCCGAUGUCUCCUUCUUCGCCAGUUCCCGUCAGGCUGGCCAUGCCCGGAAUUUACCCAACUACGUCGCUCGUUCCGACGACGACGAUGGCGACGAUGACGACGACCUCCUUCCUGCCCAUUCCUUCCGCGCGAGUCAUAGUCGCACAUCGCCGCCUAGUACACCGCCGAUGCGAGGUCGCAGCAGCCUCGCUCGCCGGAAUAAUAAAGAUAAACAGAGCACCGCAGCUACCGGAACCAAGUCGGCCGAGGAAGGUGUAGACCUUCUCCUCUACCUCGCAGCGUCCCCGUCGCCAGCCAACAACCCCCAAACCAAGACCCGCAUGGAGCCGCCUUCCACACCACCGCCCAGGAACAAGCUCGCAUUGCCGUCCUCAAUGAUGACCACACCUGGCGGAGGCAAUCCCUUCCUCAACACCCCCGGCUUGGGUUUCGACUUCUCUGACUUCGUCCACAUGACUCCGAGUCCUGCCCAAAAGCCAUGGAAGACGCCGGCCACGAUGAAUGGAGGCAAGACACCGCUCAGUCUAGCAAGGAGGCGACUCACUUUUGACGACAUUCCUUGACUGGCCCUUGAGCUCCUUCUGCCGUUUCUUUCUUCCUUUUCUCCUAUUGCUCAUUAAUUGCCUUGUGUGCUCUCAUCACUGUCGAUGUCCAGCAACUGUUUUUUCCAGCCUCGUCCCCCCCCCACCGUUAUGUGGCCAUUGACUUUACUAUGUAAUGAUACCUGGCAGUCUAUACUUGCAUACACAAC